AUCAUACCUUCCUAAACUACAUAACUUCCUUCUUAGCUUUCUCCUUUGCCAAUAUCUCGUAGCUAACUCCGAUGGGUGUCCAUAGAGACUUCAAUGUUUCGACAAUGGUUAAACACAUCGUGGCAGCGGCCGUGCCACUGCAGGAUCACCGGCUACCCUUAACAAACUUGGACUUUCUAUUACCUCCAUUAGAUGUUAAUGUUUUUUUCUGUUACAAAAAUAGUGUUACUACCAUACAUGACAACGAAGGGCAACAAAAUAAUACGUUCAAGUGUAAGGUAAGUGUACUAAAGAAAGCCUUAGCUGAAGCACUUGCGUACUUCUAUCCCUUUGCAGGUGAAGUUGUUAAGAACUCCGGUGGCGAGCCGGAAGUUCUAUGCAACAACCGCGGUGUCGAGUUUGUUGAAGCAUUUGCGGACGUUGGUCUUUGUGAGCUUGAUUUGUACAAUCCUGACCAGAGUAUUGAAGGCAAAUUGGUGCCUAGGAAGAAAGAUGCCGUGUUCUCGGUUCAGGUGACCGAGUUGAAAUGUGGGGGAACAGUAGUGGCUUGUGCAUUUGACCAUCGAGUUGCAGACGCCUACUCAGCAAACAUGUUUUGGGUCACAUGGGCCGAGAUGGCAACCUUUAAGCCCAUUUCAACAACACCUGGUUUUCACCGAUCUCUUGUUAGCCCAAGAAGCCCACUUAACUAUAACUCCACUUUUGAUGAAAUGUAUAUACCCAUUUCAUCCCUCUUAAAUUCAAAUCCAAAUCAAAAUAUGGACCCACUUAUUACCCGAGUUUAUUAUGUCUCAAAAUACCAACUUGAUAUCCUUCAAUCAUUGGCUCAAAUUGAAUGUUGCAAGAAAAUUAGCAAACUUCAAAGUUUUAGUGCUUUUCUUUGGCAAAUCAUUGGUUCUCAUACUUGUCAACUCGGAAUGGAUCAUGUGAACAAGAUUAGUAGGAUGGGCAUCGUUGUAGAUGGGAGAAAUAGAUUAAGCAAUGAAGAAAGCAAGGAGAAAGCACAAGCUUUUAAUUCUUACUUUGGAAACGUGUUAUCAGUACCAUUUGGUGAGCAAAAAUGUGGUGAUUUAAAAGACAUGUCAAUUAGUAAAAUGGCAAAAUUGGUGCAUGACUUCCUAGCAAAAUCAGUAACAAAGGAUCACUUCUUGGACCUCAUUGAUUGGGUUGAGGCCCACCGACCUGAGCCCGCAAUGACAAAGAUCUAUUGUACCGAGGACGGAGAUGGGCCGGCCUUUGUGGUGUCGUCGGGCCUAAGGUUUCCUGUUUCAAAAGUGGACUUUGGAUGGGGCAAACCAACGUUCGGAUCAUACCAUUUUCCAUGGGGUGGUAGUUGUGGUUAUGUGAUGCCUAUGCCAACUCCAUUAGAAAAUGGAGAUUGGGUUGUGUACAUGCACCUUCACAAAGAACAACUUGACUACAUUGAAGCUCAAGUUCCCAAAGUGCUCAAACCCUUUUCUUUGGAGAUGAUUAACUCCAAUUAACCAUGUCAAAUAAGUAAAAUUAGGCAAUAUAAAUAUGCACAUUUUUUUUAUAACA
Molecule: messenger RNA, 1539 nt
Organism: Chenopodium quinoa (quinoa)
Lineage: Eukaryota; Viridiplantae; Streptophyta; Magnoliopsida; Caryophyllales; Amaranthaceae
Product: shikimate O-hydroxycinnamoyltransferase-like
Exons: 3
Coding region: 72-1484 (470 amino acids)
Molecular function (GO): acyltransferase activity, transferring groups other than amino-acyl groups
Source: RefSeq, a predicted model, not a curated record